Messenger RNA from Aricia agestis (brown argus), 3475 nucleotides. Its product is annotated as general transcriptional corepressor trfA-like. The record is from RefSeq and is a predicted model, not a curated record. NCBI's taxonomy places the organism in Eukaryota, Metazoa, Arthropoda, Insecta, Lepidoptera, Lycaenidae. Bases 1 to 3255 code for a protein of 1084 amino acids. The transcript is spliced from 3 exons.
AUGACGGCGGACGCUCUGAAGGGGCCACACCACCGCCGCUCAGCGCAAGGGAAUCUACCAUCGAAAGGCGGUUGGAGACCCGUUGUAGGCUCUGGCGGGAUAUACUACGGACCCCUAGGGACAGCCCCACUACACUCGUCAUACAAAGUGCCCCUACUAGACGUAUACCAAUCGUCCAUGCGACCGAUCGCAACUAGAGACGUCACCAAACUGAGCUCUAUAGCUCAGUCUUACCGACCAACCACGCUGAGAACCGUCCCCGCCCAAACGGCACAUCCAGGGCACCAGCCAAUCAACUCUUAUCUCAACCCGUUCGCAUUGCCUAACAACGGGCUAACCCACUACAAGUUCGUGCCAAACUAUCAGACAGCCGAGAGCGUGCUCAUCCGGAACCCUCACAACCAGUACAGACCCAUCCAGAAACACCAGACGAAACAGAAGCCUCAGUACCAUAAUAACAUCCUACAGCAACUGACCAAUGUUCAGCAGUUCCAAUUUGGCGCAUAUUCUACUGGAAAACCGUUGGACCUCUUCGCAGCACCCAUAGAAUACAAACCAGAGAAGCGUCCAGCCUCCGCAGAAACGGAGAUCUACAAGCCAGAGGUGUAUAAGAUAUCUGAGAGCGAGUCUUCCCCUCAGUUCGUGAAGACAGCGCAACAGCAGGGCGGACAGAAGAUCGCCCAGAACCCAUACGCGCAGUACUCGUUCCACGACCUGGCCAACUUCCACCAGUUCCCACCAAGUAUAUUAGGAACAUUUGGAUCAUUUGGAGUACAGUCAGUGAAAGGAAGAGACCCGAUACAUCAAGUCACCAAAACGUCGUUCUUACAGGCCCAGCCGACCAAACACACCAUCUUCAACUCGUUCGGAUACACGCCCACUUUCAAAACAACUCCAGCCUUCUUCUCGUCAACGACACCAAAAUUACAAACAGUUCCAAAUCAUUUACUAUUUGGUUCAGGUUUUGGAAAUUUUGCAACGCAACAAACUAAACUCGACGUCCCACUGAAAAUAGAUCCGAACGCUGGAAUCAAAAACGGUUUCAAGCCGAGUCCUCACGACGCUUUCACGAUAAAGAACUACAAUGUUGAUAUCAACAAGGUCACCACUUACAAUCCACCCCUCAUUCAAUCGACAACUCCGCUAUACUUCAACGACUACGGAGCACAGGCUAAUGGAUUGUUACAAAACUAUAAUAAUCAGCAAAACAUAAAUUACAAUAAUAAAAUCAACAAUAAAAAUCAGCAAGGCGAUAGCGUUGGGCUGACGCAACAACUGUCACAACAGUACGUGGAUGCUCCUGAUGCAUUGAACCUGCAAAACAAUCAGUUCAACAACUUAUACCAUCCCUAUGAAGUUGUCGAAAAUGAGCAAGACGAAUUAAAGACGCAAUCACCAUGGACUGUGACGCCGGAAACGUUCCAAAAUCAAGAUUCCGAUGGAAAACAAGAUGAAGCAGACAAUAACAUUUACGAAAAACCUACGACGUCUACUGCUGAUCAACAGGAAGAAUUUGCAAUUGUUACCGAAAGCGAAAAGGACUUUGACAACGGAUUUAAUUACAACCAAGCCGACUCACAAAGUAGGCGUCCGUUGGGAGAUGAUUUUGAACCUAUUGGCAAACAAAAGCUGAAGGAUUACUAUUACAGAGUAUCUACACCUGCGUACAACGGUAAUGGCAAGUCAGGUAGAAGAACAAAGAAACCGAAUGAAUCCGUGAAACCAGUCCAAGAAAUAACAACUGAAGUAAGCACUAAUGCCGAUAAUACGGAUGCGUCCUCAGCUCCUUUACCAACACUUCCACCAAACCUUCACUUCAAGCGACCAAGUUCAAAUGAUACUUCAGUUGAUAAAGACAAAAUUCGUAAGAGAAAUAAGAUAAGGCGACGUCGACCACAGCUGGCAAAUCUAAAUCGUAACAAAACUGAAACCGUUACACUGAGUGAAUCUUCAACAGAACCCGCUACAACUAUCGCAGACGAAGUUCACACAAUACGGCCAAGACCAAGAACGACUAAGACCAGUGUAACUACACAAACAAUUACUACAGAUUUCACUACAAGCGCAUUACCUACCACAUCGCCAACUAGGCCUACGGUCAUAAAGAAGAAGCUUGUUGGACAUCGCAGACCUUUCACCACUACAACAACAGAAAAAUAUGAAACAACCACGCCAGCAGUAAAAGAACAUGACUAUAGUAGAGAAUCACCAAUCAUGAAAAUAUCUACACGUCCUCAUUAUCAGAAAACUACGCCCAUAUAUGAUUUAAAAAUAAAUGAUACUCCAGAUUACAGCCACAAACAGGACGAAAAAGACACACCAACCAGCGACGUCUCGGUAAGCUUAAGCGAUACGCUAAAAACUUCAUCCGACAUAAAGGAAUUUUCCUUCCAUAGAGAUGCACGACCUGUCGAGAUGAAAGAGACAACAGAAUCUGUAAAGGACAAUAAUGAUGCUGAAACAUCUCAAAAGGAAGACACGAGUCCCAGAUCCAAACUUAGACCUAGACUAAAGAACAAAUUUGACAGACCCAAGUUUAGCAUGAAAGAUUAUAGAAGUCGGUUAAAUUCUACCACUACAACUGAGAAACCAACCGAAAAUACUUCCAAACCACGAGUCUCAAUCCGGAAACCACCGUCAGUCGAUAAUUACUUCACCGAAGUAGAAACAACCACAGAGAGGAAAAAGUUUAUGCCCAAAGAGCCUAGACACAAAUUAAACAGAACGGACAACAACGAGUCAGAAAUUCAUUCGAGGCAGGCGAUCAGACAAAAUAGUAGACCAAACGUAGAAGAGACUGAAACUGCACCUCCUCAAAAGAUUUCAGCUCGAAUCCGAAACGGGCAACGUAGACCUAAGCCCACAGAAGAAUCCGAAUCGACCAGCCCAACCACACUUCUCCUCAGCAAAAGACCUUUGAGGAAGAAAGUAUACGACUCAGACGUUGGCGAAUCCGUCAAUGACAUCGUAACCGAGAACCACGAUCACACCUCCGAGAGGACCCGAUCAGAGAGCGCUAUCAUGAAGAUAGCCGACAAGAAGCAUCAUGAUCACGCCGAGCGCGUCUUCGAGCAGUCCAAGCGAGUCUCCGACUUGACUUUGGCUGCGAGCAAAGACUACAACACGCCGGGAAUGUUCAAGACCGUCGCAGCCAACAGUAGAAGGAUACCGAGCUAUUUCACGAUAGCUACGGACGACCCGAUACUGCCCAUCGAGGCGUUCUUCCCGCAACUCAACCAAAAGAAGGAAGCGUAACGUUCCUGUGUAUAAUACUGCUAAACCAAAUUUUUCUACUGCCAAAGCGUCAUCUGUUUAGUAUAGAUUAAGUGGUUGGUAUACGCCCACCUAGAGAUUCUACGGCAUCCAGACUCAGGCAAAAAGUGUUUCGAAGCCUCUUCUGAGUCUUCGCUCCAGAGGCAAAGAUACUUAAAAGCGAGACACUUUUUAAGUCUCGUUGAGAGUUGGAUGAGCAAAA